Molecule: messenger RNA, 589 nt
Organism: Paramecium octaurelia
Lineage: Eukaryota; Ciliophora; Oligohymenophorea; Peniculida; Parameciidae
Source: the annotation of a GenBank genome assembly
AUGUAAUCAGAAUAGUUAAAAUUAAUGCAAACACAAAUUAUAGAUUUAUAAAGAGCUUUGCUUAAUUAAGUAUGAUUAUAGUAUUAUGUAGAUGCAAUAACCUCAUGUGCAAUAACCAUUGAGUCCUCCGAGAAAUGAAUAGACAUUCCACCCUUCAAAUAAAAGAAUGGGUUUGCCAGUCAUCUAAAAAUUAGAAUAAGAGAUAGAAGAGAUAGCUAAAUAAAUUUUAUGCGACAAGAUAGAAUCGAUGUAAAAUUCAACUAGGAAUUCUGUAAAUCAAUUAAUCUCAUACAAUAAUUCAAAUAAAUCUGAUACCUCUAAUCAAUUCAAAAUUUCAACCAAUAAAAAACAAUCCUUAGAUGAUUUAACUAUAACUAUGAAAGAAAGUGACAUUAAGAGAUAAAUUACAACAAAUUAAAUCUUGAUUUAAUAUAUUAAUGGAAAUAUUCAAUAUGAAAAUCAUUAAAACCAUUCUUAAUCUUUUCUCCUUUUUCUCUAUAGAAUUCAAAAUUACAAAAAAAUACUUAUCGAUAAAUUCACUCCCCAAAAUUCAAUCAAAAAAAUGAUGUUUCCUAAUUUAACUAUAUGA